AUGGAAAAUCAGCAAAGCUUUCAAUACUUUAUUCCAAACUAUACAAUUCAGACCAUAACCCCAUACUACUUCUGUGCCUUUCCCCAGGUCCCAGUAGUGUCCAUUCCAAUUAAAAACUCUGUUGAAACAGCUCCAAAAGGGAAAUACAAGAGGACUUGGAAAAAGAACCAAGUUGAAAGGCUCUAUGAAAUAACCAAAGCCUAUGCUCAGCAGAAGGACAAAAAUAUCGAGGAUCUCGACAUCCACGACUUUGAAACGAUUUCAAAGGAAACCGAACAGUCAGCUGAGCAGUGUAUGGCGAAAAUCAACGAAAUCCAAGUCUCUGGAACUUUGCGCCCUGGGAUUUGGUCUGAAAAAGAAGAUGAAAAGCUCAUCGAAUUGGUAGAAAGCGCUGUAAAAAAGUGGGGAAACAUUGCUAAUAUUAUCAACAAUACAAUACACAAAGGACUCAAAAUAAGGACUGGCAAGCAUUGCAAGGAAAGAUGGAACAACCAUUUAAAUCCUGAAAUCAAGAGAGGGAGCUGAACUGACAAGGAAGAUUCACAGUUGCUUGAGCUGCAUAAGGAGCUUGGCAACAAGUGGAGCACCAUAGCAAAACAGGUGGGAAAUCGGACAGAAUGUUCAGUAAAGAACCGAAUAAAGUCUCUCUUGAAUAAAAAGAGGCAGGAGCUGAUACCAUUUGAAGAGCCUUGCAAGAUUGAUGUCAAAGAUCUGGCACAAAAUAGCCUUUCAGUCCCAACUUCACAAGUCGAAGAAGCUGCAAGCCCAAGGAGUGGACUAGGAUAUGCCUCUUUUAAUUAA
Molecule: messenger RNA, 801 nt
Organism: Blepharisma stoltei
Lineage: Eukaryota; Ciliophora; Heterotrichea; Heterotrichida; Blepharismidae
Source: the annotation of a GenBank genome assembly